UCUCACUCAAAAAAGGAACCACCCCAAAAAUUGCUAUAUCAGUUGAAGAGUACUCCGAUGACAGAGACCUCUGGCUUGCUAUCAUGGCCUCUCUAUCUCGAUUACCAAAACCCAGUACCAGUAGCAAUACCAGACCCAAAAGAGAAAGGAUCAUCGACCUUUCUCGAGAUUACCCAAAUGAUGAUGAAGUUGAAGUCCAGGUGUUAGACUCUUUCCCUCCACCAUUUCCGAGAAUCAGAAAGCCCUUUCGAGGCCGCCCUUACAUUUCUGAACCAGGACAGUCUUCCAAUUCCAAGCCUGACGAUAGAGAUAUCAUAAUUCCACCUUUCGUGUGUGAAAUCUGUACUGACCCAAAGCCUUAUAGUGACUCAUUCUUCAUACCGGGUUGUACCCACCGUUACUGUUCGGAGUGCAUGGUGAAGUACGUGGGGUCAAAGCUAGAAGAAAACAUUUGCCAAAUUCAUUGCCCUGUUUCGGGAUGUGAAGGGCUAUUAGAGCCGGAGAAUUGCCGUUCAAUUUUGCCGCAACAUGUGUUUGAUAGGUGGGGCAAGGCGUUGUGCGAGGCGGUGAUUGUAGUUUCGGAAAAGUUGUAUUGUCCUUAUAAGGAUUGUUCAGCGCUAAUGAUUCAUGAGAGAGGUGGAAAUGGUGAGGUGAUAACCCAGUCGGAGUGCCCCAAUUGCUGGAGGUUGUUUUGCGCGGAGUGUAAGGUUGAAUGGCAUUGGGGAAUUGUAUGCUCCGAGUUUCAGAAGUUGAAUAAGGAUGAGAGAGAAAAAGAGGAUAUUAUGUUGAUGAAUCUUGCCAAGGCUAAGAAAUGGAUGAGGUGUCCUAAAUGCAAGUUCUAUGUUGACAAGUCUCAAGGUUGCUUGUUUAUGAGAUGCAGGUGUGGAUAUUGUUUUUGUUACAACUGUGGAGCUCCUUUAAAGGGCCACUACUGUUCUAAUUGUAAGCGUUAAGUCUGCAUAAUUAGUUAGACAUUGGCUUCUUCAACAUUUUUUUUUUUUGGCUUCUUCAACAUCAAUGUUCAUCUUUAAGUGUUUAAGGCAGUGCAUUAUAUGGAAAACAGCAAUAAUUUAUAUAUCAAAUAAUUGUCGAAAAUGAAAUCGUGCC
Molecule: messenger RNA, 1107 nt
Organism: Ilex paraguariensis (yerba mate)
Lineage: Eukaryota; Viridiplantae; Streptophyta; Magnoliopsida; Aquifoliales; Aquifoliaceae
Source: the annotation of a GenBank genome assembly